AACUGAACCGAUAUCGUUUAUCGUACUGUGCACCAGCGCGUAAAAUAAGCCUCAAAAAAAGAAUGGCCAAAGACGAGGAGGACGAUCUGUUGCCCGACAAGGAUGCGGCAAAAGGAUUUUACGCCAAAUAUGAACCAAAGGAAAUUCUCGGCCGAGGCAUCAGUUCAACGGUGCGGCGAUGCAUCGAGAAGGAAACGGGCAAGGAGUUUGCGGCAAAGAUCAUCGAUCUCGGUGCAGCAGAAACGGGCGAUUCCAACCACAUGCUGGAAGCAACCCGUCAGGAAAUUCAAAUUCUGCGACAAGUUAUGGGACACAAGUUUAUCAUUGAACUGCAGGAUGUGUUUGAAUCGGAUGCCUUCAUUUUCCUGGUGUUUGAACUGUGCCGGCAGGGUGAGCUGUUUGACUAUCUCACGUCGGUGGUGACACUGUCGGAGAAAAAGUCCCGGUACAUUAUGCGCCAAAUAUUCGAAGGUGUCGAUUACAUACAUUCGAAGAACAUUGUGCACCGCGAUCUGAAACCGGAAAAUAUACUGCUAGAUGAUAAUCUCAACGUAAAGAUCACAGAUUUCGGGUUCGCCCGGGUACUAAAGGAGGGUGAAAAGUUGUACGAUCUCUGCGGCACUCCGGGAUACUUGGCACCGGAGACGUUGAAGUGUAACAUGUUCGAGAAUGCACCUGGAUACUCGAAGGAAGUGGACAUAUGGGCCUGCGGUGUCAUAAUGUUCACGCUACUGGUAGGUUGUCCCCCGUUCUGGCACCGUAAGCAGAUGGUAAUGCUACGUAACAUCAUGGAAGGCAAAUAUAGCUUCACGUCCCCUGAGUGGGCCGAUAUUUCCGAGGAUCCAAAAGAUCUGAUUCGCAAAUGUCUGGUGGUAGAUCCAUCGAAGCGAAUCACCGUCACAGAAGCACUGAAGCAUCCGUUCUUCAACACAGUACUUUUCGAGCAAGACAUUGGACCUCUGAAACGGAGCCUUUCGGUUAAAUCGAGGCGCUUCAGUCGCAUUGCUGAUCUGGCACUGUUACGUAAGCAAAGCCAGUUCAACGCUAGGAAAAAGUUUCAGUUUGCUAUACUGUGCGUACGCGCUAUGAUCCGGAUCAAGAGGCUACGGUACACGCCGGAACCGCUGCGUGUGGAGGAUGCGCUCAGGGACCCGUAUCGCGUCAAAGUACUGCGCAAGGUCAUCGAUGGAUGUGCAUUUCGAGUGUACGGCCACUGGGUCAAGAAGGGCGAGGGCCAAAACCGGGCCGCUCUGUUCGAGAAUACGCCUCGAUGCGAAGUUUAUAAUCUUUAUAUCAACAGCCUUAAUCGAUAGGCUGU
This is a messenger RNA of Anopheles marshallii, 1318 nucleotides long. It is a transcript of the gene PhKgamma, whose product is annotated as phosphorylase b kinase gamma catalytic chain, liver/testis isoform. Gene Ontology annotation, molecular function: ATP binding; phosphorylase kinase activity; calmodulin binding. Gene Ontology annotation, cellular component: phosphorylase kinase complex. The transcript is spliced from 9 exons. Lineage: Eukaryota; Metazoa; Arthropoda; Insecta; Diptera; Culicidae. Gene Ontology annotation, biological process: glycogen biosynthetic process; protein phosphorylation. The record is from RefSeq and is a predicted model, not a curated record. Bases 63 to 1313 code for a protein of 416 amino acids.